This is a messenger RNA of Nematolebias whitei (Rio pearlfish), 1197 nucleotides long. RefSeq lists its product as uncharacterized. The record is from RefSeq and is a predicted model, not a curated record. Lineage: Eukaryota; Metazoa; Chordata; Actinopteri; Cyprinodontiformes; Rivulidae. The annotation marks the transcript as partial. The transcript is spliced from 7 exons.
CUGCAAACAUCAGUGAGGCAAUGAUGGGCAACCUGUCUCGUGAAGACUUGCGGGACCUUUUCCCAGGACCAGAGAACUUUUUAAGAAGAAAAGCGAUCUGGAUUGCUUGUCAUGGUGCAUCAGAGGAGGAUUCUGGUAAAGAAGAUUCAACUUUAGUGAGCUGUUCCUCCAAUAAUAGGUCACCUAUGCAACAGACAUCCACUCCAAUGAAGUCCAGUCUUCCCAAGUUUGAAACUCCUGAAAAGGUUGUGAAAUUAACCUUUCCAGAAUAUGUACUCCACACUGACACUGAGCUUGAGCACGUAAGACAACAGUACUUUGAAUUGUCGAAGAAAGGGGAAGAGCGCAACUGUGAAAUGUCAAAGGAACUCAGAUGUCGUCUCAUCCGAAACACGAUGACCAGUAUGAUUGCAAUCUUGAGGGCAAAAGGAGAUGCAGAAUCACACAGAUACCCAUCAAAACCUGAAAUCACAGCAGUGGCUAAAAGGAUAGUGCUGUAUUACCCCAUGCUACAGGACCAAGGUCUGAAGAAUUCAUGGGUCACUGUGUUUGCGCAACUAAACAAAAGAUUGCAGAAUGUGAGGUCCCCUCUAAAGAAAUCUCAGAGUGGGAGACAAUCAAAGAGCUCUUCAAAGAGACGCCGUCUUGAUGAGCCCUAUGAUACAGAUGAAGCCAUGUCGAGCGACUCAACAAUCAUUCUGGACCAGUCUACAGAUGAGACUACCAGCACCGACUCAGGCACUACUGACAAGGAGAAAAACAAGACCCCAAAGCCCCCAGAAGCUCUCCCUCUCCUGUCCAGUUCUAAGACUAACAGGCCAACAGAUGUUGAAAGCUCAUACAACUACAGUCCAGCAAUCUCGGCCAAGCACUACAGGACCCUACAAUCGUUGUAUAAAAAAAAGAAUCCAAACCACCAGGAUGUGUCUCAUCUCCUGGAUUUGGAAUUUCAAGCCAGAAGAGCAUUCAUUGAUUCACAUAGUUUUCGUGAGGAGGACAGACACAACAAAAUCAUAGAAGCAUAUCCUUGUUUCAAGGACAUUGGACAUGUCAUGGAUGAGCUUCAACGCAUUCUGAACAAAGAUAACCCAUGCUACAUAGCUGAACUAAAUGGACGAUGGAAAGACUUCUGCCAGAAGGUGCAGUUUUUUGGUGUAUGGAAAAAAAUGCUGAAACUACCAAUGGGAGUGGACAAAG